AUGGACAUUAUCGACUGUGAUGUGUUCAGCAAAAGCUCUCCAGAAGCGAGAAACAAGGCAGGCUUGAAGGAAGAUCUGGAGAGUAUCAAAUCUUCGUCACGAAGAAUCUUGGUUCUUGAUCAGCGUAUCAAAGAGAGCCGGAAGAAGCUUGUUGACUACAGGAACAGGAAGGAAAAAGCAAUCAUUGAUGAAAACGCGCUGAAGCCAACUAGGGCAGGCGUAAAGAAGAUACAACAGGGUAGGAAACAAACACAUGUAUUUCCCCAUCAGUUCGAUGACACUAACUCAAAAGACAGACAAACGAUAUCGGAAAAAAUGAAGACAGCAAGGAACAAGGUGGUAAACACGACGAGACUUGUCCGUACCGAAGAAGCGUUAUUGAAUGGCCACCAACAGGAGAGGUACAGCGCUCAUCUGUCUUUGCGCACAUGCGAGGGCAGAUCAAAGUGGACAUGCAUGUCUAUGAGACAUGGUCAAAUCGAGAAACGGCUCACAGAGAAUCUUGAGAGACAGCGGAGGGAGAUGGAGGGAACUGGCCAACGGGCUAGUCCAAGCGAACCACCCACUAACAUAUUCUCUGUUUCCGCUACUGCCUACCGUGACAUCCUCAAGAGUCGAAGGCCGUUGGGGCUCCCCACCAAAUCCUACACUAGAAUACCCCAGCUUAGUCAAUGGCUAUGCGACUCGGUGAUGGAGAACAGGGAGUUUUAUUUGGACAGUCUCCUCCUCGCGCAUGGCAUUCGAAGAUGGUCAAACGUGAACACAGCGGGUAUGGACGUUAAAUUAUCUCGCGAACUGAUCGAGACCGUUCUCUCACGCAGUCAUGAUAGCUGCUCACAGAGGCUUGAGGCGGAACUCCACUUGUGGUCAGAGAAGAUCAAGUCAUUUGAUCCCUUUUCACAGAUUAACCAAACGCAGGCGAUAUGCAAGAGAGAAGCGGGAAGGGUUGCCACUAGGUGGGCAGCCAGAAACCCGAAUGACAUGACUUCUUCGGUCUUUAUGGCCUGGACAACCUUCAACGCAAUUCUGAAACGAGGUGGAGGUCCUUACAAAUGCAAGUCGGGGGAGCGGCAUGAAUACAACUUCCCCGAGGCUUUAGUUGUACCCAUCCUGGAGAAAGUAUUCUUGAAGACUUUGCACAAAAUGUUCCAGGUUAAGAUCCCACCGGCUGAGAAACCUAUCGUGCCACGGAUUAAAGCAAUCUGGGACAAGUACAUGGACGAGCUCGUGGGUCUGAUCCGAGAUACGGCACCUCAACUUCUUCCCCAUGUCGUGGAAAGCAUUCCGGUCAUGAGCGGCGUCCAGGAUGAGAUAGCCGACAAAGUUCAUGAGGCACUCACAAAGCUUUCGAAGUGUUCUGCUGAGAUCCACCCGGAAUUUCGAGUUACAAUGGAAGAGAAGCUUGUGCCUAUGUUCGAGGAAUGCCUGGAGAUCAAAGGCAAGGGACAUUACCAACGUCGCCGCAGAUAUUUGCAGGACAAUGUCAAGGCAAAGAACAUGGGAAUGUUCAGCGAUGGGUUCAGAAACAUGAAAAGACGAUACGAAACCCAUCUAGCCAAAGUUUCCGUGGAAUUCUCGGCAAUUGCUCAGUUCGCUGUGACAAAGGUCCAAGACCAAAUCGGCCUUUUGCUGACCAAAAUUGAGAGCGUCAAUGAAAAGAAGCAAAAGCUGUCAGACGGCGCCACCGCAGUCCGGCAGGAAGUAGGACAGGCCGCAACGCAAUGGGUGGCCGAGUGGAGAGUUCCGAAAUACUUGGUGAAUCCGGCACGCCCUCAUGGUCUUUUGCUGCCCAGGAAGUAUGUCGAGCCUGAGCCGGAGGACCGGGAUAAGGAGGGAAAUGCGGCGAAGGGCAAGAAGAACGAAGACGAUGACGGUGAUAAUGAGAUGGAGGACGCCGAGUGA
Molecule: messenger RNA, 1902 nt
Organism: Sordaria macrospora k-hell
Lineage: Eukaryota; Fungi; Ascomycota; Sordariomycetes; Sordariales; Sordariaceae
Source: RefSeq, a predicted model, not a curated record